AGGGGAGACCAGCGUAUCCUUAAUGACGUCAUCACGCACAUAUCCGAACUGUCCUUGAAGCCACAACAGAGGCACGAUGGUCGCGUACUGGAGACAGGCAGGCUUAAGCUACAUCCGCUUCUCCGCUAUCUGCGCCAGCGCAGUGCGAGCUGCGUUGAAGCCGCAGUUCAAAACCGAGGCACUGAAGGCCGCAGAAACCAGCGUCAAAGUCCUCAAACCUAAAACAGCAUGAUGUGAGACCAGCAUGUAGAUAGUUUUUCCUUGACUUGUGGGUUCCUCUCACUCUCCUGUCCUGCACACGGUGGAAAAGAGGCGAAAUGGAUGACAUCAAGAUGAGCAAGAGACCAGGGACCUGAAUGAAAUUGCUGUUUUUUCCCUGUCAUUUGUAAUUAAAAUUGUAGUAAAGAUGGUUAUCGGAAAUACA
This is a messenger RNA of Dicentrarchus labrax (European seabass), 424 nucleotides long. It is a transcript of the gene atp5f1e, whose product is annotated as ATP synthase F1 subunit epsilon. Lineage: Eukaryota; Metazoa; Chordata; Actinopteri; Moronidae. Gene Ontology annotation, molecular function: proton-transporting ATP synthase activity, rotational mechanism. The transcript has 3 exons. The coding region runs from base 77 to 232 and encodes 51 amino acids. The record is from RefSeq and is a predicted model, not a curated record. Gene Ontology annotation, biological process: proton motive force-driven mitochondrial ATP synthesis. Gene Ontology annotation, cellular component: mitochondrial inner membrane.